UUCAUGAGACAUGAUGUUGCAUGGGUGGUUCCAUUUCCAUCUCCAAACCGGCAAGAAGAACAAGAGAAGGAACCAACCAAGCUUCUCUCCUCCUUCUCGCGGCGGAGUAGGAGGUGGUAGUGGUAGUGGUGGUGGCGGUUGCCAUAUGUUUUAUAAUGUCUUCCUGUAAUGGCGGCACAACACCACCCUUAAACGUCACCAUGGUGGUCGUAGAUAAAGACAAGUACAGUGCCCAUGCCUUUCGUUGGGCAACAAAUUAUAUGGAGAACCAAGUCAUCAUCGCAGUUCAUGUCAAGCAUAAAAACAUGCCUCAUCAGGGCACCAAUGUUUUACCUCCCAACAAAGAUGAGGUAGCUAGUAUUUUCAAUCCCUUACGUCAAAUGUGUCAUCACAAAGUUGUUAAGAUGAAAGAAGCUGUAAUCGAUGAUAGUGAUAUUGUAAGAGGAGUUUUGGAAUAUGUAGAGAGGAAUCACAUCCAAACUAUUGUUCUUGGUGCACCCUCCUCAACCAAGAAUGCUUUGGUGAAGUCUUUUAGCCUCAGAACCGGAAGCAAAAAAUUGAAAGGGGGCCAAGAUGUGCCAGCAGCCAUAAUCCAAUCAGCCCCAGAAUAUACUUCUGUGUACGUGAUUUCAAAAGGGAAAAUAGUGGCAGCUAGACAAGGAAAACAACCAUUUCAACGCUCACCUAGUGAAUCAGAAAAAGGAGUAAGAGCUCAAGCAAUUAGAAGAGGGAGCACAAAUUGUAGAUCAUCAAGAUCAUCUGCAUAUGAGACUCCAAGGAGUUCUUCAGUUAACCACACAAGGGAGAGCUCUGAUGUAUGCUACAACUUAAGCUUGAGCAAAACUGAGUCUUCAGGAUCACACAAGUUUGAUUCAGUGGAUAUAUACAAAAAAGAUGGAUAUACACGCUCUUCAUCUGAUUCCCAAUCUUCUGGAGAUGUGGAAUCUGAAAUGAAAGUAUUGAGGCUCAAACUAAAGCAAACAAUGGAAAUGUACAACUCAGCUUGCAAAGAAGCUAUCUCAGCCCAAAACAAGGCUAAAGAGAUUAAUCAAUGGAAGUUGGAGGGGGCACGAAAGGUUGAGGAAGCUAAGUUGUCUGAAGAAGCAGCUCUUGCACUAGCAGAAGAGGAGAAGGCUAAAGCCAUCGCCGCGUUGAAAGCCACGGAGGAAGCCAUGAAAAAGGCUGAAGAGGAGGCACUAAGAAGAUUACAAGCUGAAAGGAAGGCUAGGAGAGAGGAAGAAGAAAAGGUUCGGGCAUUAACCGUGUUGGCUCAGAAGGAUAUUCGAUAUAGAUUAUACACCAUAGAUGAGGUUGAAAAUGCUACUCAAAACUUCUCCAUGUCAAUGAAACUAGGUGAAGGUGGAUAUGGACCUGUGUUUAAAGGCCAACUUGAUCAUACCCCAGUUGCAAUCAAGCUCUUAAACCCAGAUGCUCAUCAGGGUAGGAAACAGUUCCAACAAGAGGUUGAGAUACUAUCCAACAUAAGGCAUCCCAAUUUGGUCCUUCUCCUUGGUGCAUGUCCUGAUUAUGGAUGCCUAGUGUAUGAAUUCAUGGAGAAUGGAACCUUAGAGGACAGGUUAAUGCGAAAACAAAACACUCCACCAAUCCCAUGGAGGAAGCGUUUUGAGAUAGCUGCAGAGAUUGCAACUACACUCCUUUUCCUUCACCAAUCAAAGCCAGAGCCCCUCGUUCACCGUGACCUCAAACCUGGAAACAUUCUCGUGGAUCGGAAUUACGUGAGCAAAAUCAGCGACGUGGGGCUAGCGCGAUUAGUCCCAGCCUCAGUCGCUGAUUGUGUCACGCAGUACUACAUGACUUCAGCUGCUGGAACCUUUUGUUACAUUGAUCCUGAGUACCAGAAAACAGGGAUGUUAACUCCAAAAUCAGAUAUAUAUUCAUUGGGGAUUGUUCUGCUGCAGAUAAUCACAGCCAAGCCUCCAAUGGGGCUAACUCAUCAUGUGAAAAGUGCAAUUGAUAAAGGAAGGUUUUUAGAUAUUCUUGACCCUGCGGUGACUGAUUGGCCAGUGAAAGAGGCUUUGGCAUUUGCUAAACUCUCACUGAGUUGUGCUGAACUUAGCAAGAAGGAUAGGCCAGAUCUUGCAUCAGUUAUUGUGCCAGAGCUUAAUCGUUUAAGAGAUUACGGGAAUAAGCAAAAUUCAAAACCAUAGCCACACACCACAGCCUCCUGCAAAGAGUCCAGAUUCAAAGACAUAGAACAGAUUCAAUUUAGUAUAUUGGCUUAAUUACUCGUCAUGUUUGUGUAGAAACAUUUACUUUGAACUUCUUUUCCAACCAGGAUUGUUGUGUUGUGAAUGUGAAA
Messenger RNA from Lotus japonicus, 2320 nucleotides. Its product is annotated as U-box domain-containing protein 52-like. The transcript is spliced from 8 exons. The record is from RefSeq and is a predicted model, not a curated record. The coding region runs from base 156 to 2168 and encodes 670 amino acids. Gene Ontology annotation, biological process: protein phosphorylation. Gene Ontology annotation, molecular function: ATP binding; protein kinase activity. Lineage: Eukaryota; Viridiplantae; Streptophyta; Magnoliopsida; Fabales; Fabaceae.